ACGAAAGGCGGAGCCUAAACGUGAUAACUGCCAUUGGGAAAUGUGGAACCUCUCUCUGUCAGGUCUCUGACUGUCUACAUCGAGUGUCUGCCGAUAGGUGGUUGACCUCUACAUCGAUUUGCGCGUUCGGAAGCUCCUAUUCUGUGCUACUCAAGCUCGAGGCGAAUGAAUUGGAUUCCUUUCUUUCGUCAUUCGUCCAAGAGACGUGGGAAUCCGCCGAGUCCGCUGAGUUCCACGCAGAGCAACAAGUUGACGUCACUGUUCACACGUCGACGCGGCAAGUCGACUAAAACGAAGAUGUUGAGCUGUGAGAGUGUGGAGGCGGCGGAAGGAUCAAGAGGUGCCUGCAGUACUAGUCAGGAGUCGGACUGGUUCCUCGUCAAUCCGGACGAGUCGUCGACGUGGACCGACUUUGAUUGCUUUCCGAGCCGUCGAACCCAUUGCGCGCCGACCGAUUGCGGACGCGUCUCUCGCUCCGCACCGUGCAGUCCGAGACCGAAUCGGAAGUCGCGCCCGUUGUCGUCGCUGACGUCGACCGGCUCGUCGUGCGACACGAUCACGAGAACGUGGAGUCUGUCGGAGACCGAUCGAAUGGAGGGAUUCGCGAUCCGACAGCCGAGGUCUCCGCUUUUGUCUCGAUCGUCAGCGAGCACGUUGGGCCGUCCGAGUCCGACGAGAGACGACAGAAUCGCGGCGUUUCCUGAUCGACCGUCGCGCUCGUCUCGUUCCUGCAGCGCUCCGCGAUUACAAAACAGGAAGAUGAGAAACUCGCUCGGCUCGUCGGACCUGACGAGGGCGAGAGUGUCUUUUCGAGACGCGAUCGACGCCGACGACCGGGACAAGAAGGAGCACUUUACCGUGCACACGAUUAUGGUCAAUCACAGAGAGACGGACGACAUGCAGCAGCAGUUGAAUCAAUACAUUGUGGGAGAUGUGAUUGGCAGAGGCUCCUUUGGUGUUGUACGGAAGUGUACUAAUGUCUUUGACAAGAAAGACUAUGCACUCAAAGUCAUACCCAAGGGUCGUUUGAGGAAAGAAUCUACUAGUAGGAAGUUGGGUGCUGCUGGGAGAGAUAGUCUUCAAGCUGUUAAGCACGAGAUUGCGAUACUCAAGAAAGUCAAUCAUCGAAAUAUUGUGAAACUCAUGGAGGUCAUCGAUGGAGAGAAGGAAGACGAAAUGUAUCUCGUGUUUGAGUUGGUGGAGCAAGGGCACCUAUUUGAAGUCAACGUGAACCAGACUAUUCCCGAGGAGAGAGCUUGGGAUUAUUUUAUUGACAUACUACUCGGUGUCGAGUAUUUGCACUAUUUAAACAUCGUUCAUCGAGACAUCAAACCUUCAAACCUACUCCUCGAUAGCGAGGACAGAGUCAAAAUUGCCGACUUUGGAGUCUCCAAGAUGUUUGCAGACAGUCGUCCGGCUCUAUUAUCCAGAAGCGCAGGCAGUCCAGCAUUCAUGGCACCCGAAACAUUAAAAGACGAGUCGAGCGAGACACUCGAGUACGGUGCCAAGCCUGCGGACGUGUGGUCGAUGGGUGUCACUCUGUAUUGCAUGGUGUUUGGCAUAUGCCCGUUCUGGCCAAGACAUCGAGGCGACAUACUGGACCUGCACGACAAGAUACUACACGAAGAGCUGCAGUUUCCUGACAUGCUCGAGAUCAGCUUGGAGCUAAGAAAUUUGUUGAUUUGUCUACUGGAGAAGGAUCCCGCAAAGCGAAUCACAAUACCAGAGAUUCGAAAUCACAUGUGGGUUAUCGGUCGUAUCGGUCAGCACUGUCAACGUCUGGACGAGAACAACGUGGCCGAUACGACCGUAACAGACGAGGAGGUGACGGCCGCGUACGGGCAAGGUCACCGAACUCGAAUCACAGUCAGCGAGUCGUACCAUUUACUUCAUAACAAUGUCACGAAUCUGAUCACCGAAGACUCCGGUCUAGGUAGCAGUAGAGAAGUAUCGCCUUCACACAUCGAACCAAGUUUAGUGAAGAACGAAAGCUGAGCUCGUAUCAUACUCAGAGAUGUCUUCGGCUACCUGAAAUGCCUCACUAAGUGUGCAAGCCCCGCUACCUUCAAUCCUUCUAAUAGCAAAUUAUUAUUCUUAAGAUGAUAACCCGUUCUAACUUAUUGCUCUGGAUCACAGAUUUCUCGGUAUGACUGUUCACUGCCUGAUGGAUAUAUAUAUAUAUAUAUAUUAUUGGAAAUUAAUUAAAGUUAACUGUAUUUUUUGUUUAGUGCGCGACAGAGCUAGGCUCUUGUAGAUAUGGCUAUUGUAGAUAGUUGUAGAAUCUAAAUGAGAGUACGCAUGCGUGAAAUGAUUGCAGGAAUGAUGUGAAGUUGCAGUA
Corticium candelabrum is the source of this 2338-nucleotide messenger RNA. Its product is annotated as calcium/calmodulin-dependent protein kinase kinase 1-like. The transcript is spliced from 20 exons. Bases 166 to 1995 code for a protein of 609 amino acids. Lineage: Eukaryota; Metazoa; Porifera; Homoscleromorpha; Homosclerophorida; Plakinidae. Gene Ontology annotation, cellular component: cytoplasm. Gene Ontology annotation, biological process: positive regulation of protein kinase activity; intracellular signal transduction; protein phosphorylation. Gene Ontology annotation, molecular function: ATP binding; calmodulin binding; calcium/calmodulin-dependent protein kinase activity. The record is from RefSeq and is a predicted model, not a curated record.